Molecule: messenger RNA, 663 nt
Organism: Plasmodium relictum
Lineage: Eukaryota; Apicomplexa; Aconoidasida; Haemosporida; Plasmodiidae
Gene: YKT6.2
Product: SNARE protein, putative
Exons: 2
Coding region: 1-663 (220 amino acids)
Biological process (GO): endoplasmic reticulum to Golgi vesicle-mediated transport
Cellular component (GO): membrane; Golgi apparatus
Molecular function (GO): SNAP receptor activity
Source: RefSeq, a predicted model, not a curated record
AUGGUUGAUUCUUCCAGUAAUAUACCUUAUAGUGAAAAAUCAAAUAAAAUAGCAUUAUAUGCAUUGUUAAUUUAUAAAUAUGAUAUAGCACAACCAGUUUUUUUGUCAGCAUCAUUUGAUUUAUCAUCAUUUCCGUUUUUUCAUAGAUCAUCACUAAAAGAGCAUAUUUACUUUCAUUCUCGAUUAGUAUGUAGUAGAACUCCAAAAGGAAACAGAGAAGUUAUUGAAUUAGAAUCAGGGAUUGGGCACUUACAUAUUUACACAAAUAUCCAAAAUAAUAUUAGUAUAUUAGUGCUUUCUACACCAUCUUAUCCUUUAAGAAUUGCUUUUGGAUUAAUAGAUAAUGCACAUAAAUUAUUUAUAGAAAAGUGUAAAGGCCAAUAUGAAAAUAUUACACAGGAUUUAAAAGAAGGAUCAUUAUUUAAUAAUGAAUUAAAUGAAUUAUUAAAAAAAUAUCAAAAUCCCUCUGAAGCAGAUAAACUAUUAAAAGUACAAAAAGAUCUAGAUGAAGUUAAAGACGUUAUGUUAAAAAAUAUAGAAGAUCUUUUACAAAGAGGAGAAAAAUUAGAUGAUUUAAUGAAAAAAAGUCAAGACCUUUCUAAUUCAUCUUAUCAAUUUUAUAGACAAGCUAAAAAAAAUAACCAAUGCUGUAAGUUAUAUUGA